Molecule: messenger RNA, 1359 nt
Organism: Aspergillus steynii IBT 23096
Lineage: Eukaryota; Fungi; Ascomycota; Eurotiomycetes; Eurotiales; Aspergillaceae
Product: flavin monoamine oxidase family protein
Exons: 3
Molecular function (GO): oxidoreductase activity
Source: RefSeq, a predicted model, not a curated record
AUGUUUGACGUCAUUGUUAUUGACGCCGGUCUCAGCGGUUUACAGGCCGCGUAUACGGCGCAACAGUCCGGGCUGUCGGUGGCGGUCGUCGAGGCCCGCAAUCGCGUCGGCGGCAAAGUAUGGAGUGUCCCUCUGGCAUCUGGUCGGGGAGUGGCCGAUCUGGGAGCGGCCUGGGUGAAUGACAAGAAGCAGCGUCGGAUUUGGUCUUACGCCAAACAGUUCGGUCUAGCAGCGCAAGCGCAGUCUCUGACGGGUCGUGCUGUGAUGCAGCUGAACGAAAAUGACCGACUCGAAUAUCCUUUUGGCAUCACCCCUGAUUUCUCCCCCGAAGAGAAAAGAAACCUCGAGUAUAUCCGGGACUACGUCCAGGCAGAAACGUUGAAGUCGGGUCUGCCACGAGGCGAUGACGACAAGCUCACUCUGGAUCAGUACGUCCGGAACCUGGGGGCGCUGCCCAAAACCAUUCAGAUGGUCAACUUGUGGUCUAAGGCGAUGCACGGGGUCGAGUCGACGCAGCAGUCGGCCGCGUUCUUCAUCGACUACUGUCGACGAAACACGGGCCUUUUGGCUGUCCGUGCUGACGACGAAACGGGCGGCAAUUAUCUCCGCUUCCAUGAGGGAGCACAGUCCAUUGCACAUGGUCUAGCGCGCUUAAUUGGCACCAGCCAGAUCCACCUUGACUCGCCGGUAAUCAGUAUCGAGGAUCACAAAACACAUAUCAGUGUGACUGCCGCAAGGGGCAGAGUGUUUGUGGGGAGGAAAUGCAUCCUCUCCAUUCCGAGCACCAUGUAUCGGGAGCUGAAUAUCUCGCCGGCCCUACCAUCUGCAGUGCAAACCGUCAGCCAAGCCACAUGCUUGGGAAAUUAUAACAAGGUGAUCGUGUGCUAUGACAAGCCAUGGUGGAAGGAGUUGGGAUAUAAUGGAUUUUUCAUGAGCUAUAAUGGAGGGCCGCUCACGCUCGGACGCGAUACCAGCGUGACCGAGAAACGCUUGUUUGCGCUGACCUGCUUUGUGCAAGGCGAUCAAGGCCUGGAGUGGACCAAGCUACCUCCCCAUGAGCGACGGGCCGCCGUCCUGCACCAGCUUGCAAAAAUCUUUGAUACGGAUCGAGAAUCGGAAUUGUACCGGCCGAUCGAGAUUUUCGAGCAAAUCUGGAAAUUUGAAGAGUUUAGUCGGGGCGCCUUGGUGCCAAUCACAGCCUUAGGGCAUCUCACAGAGUAUGCGGCAGUUUACGGCAGGCCCGCAGGAAACCUGCACUUCGUGGGCACAGAGUAUGCCCGUGAGUGGAAGGGCUACAUGGAAGGCGCCUUAUGCUCGGGCGAGGAGGGGGGAUGGGAGGUUGUCGAGUCUUUGAAGCAA